Exophiala spinifera is the source of this 1491-nucleotide messenger RNA. RefSeq lists its product as uncharacterized. Gene Ontology annotation, biological process: transmembrane transport. The record is from RefSeq and is a predicted model, not a curated record. The coding region runs from base 1 to 1491 and encodes 496 amino acids. NCBI's taxonomy places the organism in Eukaryota, Fungi, Ascomycota, Eurotiomycetes, Chaetothyriales, Herpotrichiellaceae. Gene Ontology annotation, molecular function: transmembrane transporter activity. Gene Ontology annotation, cellular component: membrane. The transcript has 6 exons.
AUGGUUCAGAAGGGACCCGGCGUCGACUUCGUCGAGAAGCCCGAUGAAUCUUCUCAGCAGAUCGAGAAUGGCGUCCUCACGCCCGCUCAAAUCCAGCACCGAUUUGAGACAUUGAGAGACCUCGACGAUGAACAGAUGGCCGCCCUCAAUAAGAAGGUCGUCAAGAAGAUCGACUGGCGGCUCAUGCCCUGUAUCACGCUCAUGUUUUUGAUGAACUACCUUGAUCGCAUCAACGUCUCCAAUGCUCGUCUCGCCGGUCUCCAAGAUGAUCUGAAGAUGAGCGACACCGUCUGGAACGCAGGAAUUAGUACUUUCUACGUCGGAUAUCUGAUUGGACAACUGCCCGGCAACUUAUGGCUUGCGAAAGCCAACCCCAGCAAAUUCCUGCCCAUCAUCAUGCUUGCAUGGAGCGCUGCUACUAUUUGCAUGCCGGCCAUGAAAAAUGGUGCUGGUUUCUGUACUGUUAGAUUCGUCAUUGGAUUCUGCGAGGCUCCCUUCUUCCCUGGAAUUACCUUGAUUACGUCCUCAUGGUACAACAAGCAAGAGAAUCCCACUCGCAUGGCGGUCUGGCACGCCGGCAACACCAUCUCAAACAUCAUUUCUGGCUUCCUUGCCGCAGGAAUUCUGGAACACAUGGACAACGUUGGCAACCUCCAUGCCUGGCAAUGGUUCUUCAUCAUCGAAGGCGCUGCAUCUAUCUUGGUGGCUCUUUCGGGCUUCUACCUCCUUCCCGAUUGGCCCCACAACACCAAGUUCCUCACCGAGGAAGAAAAGGAGAUGGCUCAGUACCGCAUCCUUGUCUCCAACGGUGGACGGGAUGAGGGCGUCGGUGGCACCUGGGACGGACUCAAGGAGGCUGUCAGGGAUCCUUUCACUUGGUUGUUCUGCGGCAUGCACUUUGCUCUGAUCACGGCCCAGAGUUUCAAAGACUUUUUCCCGUCGAUCCUCGAAACUUUCGGCUUCGACAAGAUGACCACCUACCUCGUACAGGCACCACCAUACGCCAUCGCGUACGCGAGUGCAUGUUUGAUCGCUUGGACGUCGGGCAAGUUCCAGGAGUCGUGUUACCACAUCAUUGUCCCGAUCGUGCUCGCGGCGGCCGGUGCGUCGAUGCUGAUCUCGACCUUGAACGUCGGGGCGCGCUACUUCGGGCUCAUCCUCCUCGUCAGCGGCACCUACAACGGCCUGAACCUGCAGCUGUCCUGGGAAACGACGCUGGUCCCGGCGCCCAAGAGCAAGAAGGCGGCGCUGAUCGCCAUCGCCAACUGUAUCUCGCAGACGAGCCACUGGUUCAGCCCGUACUUCUUCCCGACGUCCCAGGAGCCGUUCUACCGGCUCGGCGGCGGCCUCAUCCUGUUCGGCUGCCUGAUGACCUGUCUGCUCUGCUGGGGGAUCAAGUGGAGAGCGAAGAAGUUGAACAAGAAGCUCGACGAGCUGGAGGGCUACUCUGCCCACUCGGGCAACGAGAGAGGAUGGCGCUACGUCUACUGA